AUGAGACUUCUCAAGACUAUUAAAUUCCACCCGACCGCAAUUCCUGGGAAGCGAGCAAUGGAUAUAGGAACUAUGAUGAUCCUGAUCUUCUUCUGUUUUGUUCCCGCGUUUUGCCAAACUCAACAAACACCACUGCCGGAAAGUUUCACAUAUUAUUAUCAGGAAGUAGAAAGACAGGGAAUGGACGUUGAUCACAGUGCUCUCAUGAUCUGUUAUAAAAUUGGCGGUGAAGUCAAACUUGUCGACUCUUCAAACCACGAGAAAGGCUACAAAUGUGAAGGAAAAACUGCAACUUGGGUUGUAGACGAUAAACAAACCAUGGAGUAUUGCACCAGUCUAAUCCCAUAUCACAUCAUCGAAGCGAAGAAACUAGCUCACGGUGUCUCCUGUACUUUCCGUAGGAUAUUUCAACAUACAGUUCGGAGAACAAUUUCCAAUGUUUCAGAAAUCAAUCUGAAAUGCGAGACUGGAUGGUACCAGAUGAAGAACAAGUGCUACAGUACAUUUCCAGUAAAAAACGGUUUUGAAGCUGCAAAGGACUAUUGUCUGAAACAAAAGCCGGAGAUUAACACAAAGAUUGCUGAGUACUACAGUGGACAUCUUUCUAACUUCAUUAAAGGCCUUACCUUUUCCGAGGCGUGGAUAUCUGCUCCUGAAAUGGAAUUAGCUUAUGAAGGAUCUGGUUUAGCGCCCGUGAUGCUUUUGGGUGGAGCCUACAAAUACGAUACAAGGCCCGGAACAGUUUUCAUGUUUGACGUCAACUCAAGAAAGGAAAAAGUUCUGUGUGAAUACGCACCUCCAAUGAACAUGGCUGAGAUGUACUUGCUUGCUGAAAUGUACAGUGAGAUAUAUCCAAUUCAUGUUACCACAACUGGAGCUGUUUUUUCUACUUCCAAUUAUUUGACGAUUCAACAAGAAGGUCUGAAAACGAACUCAAAGGGAGCAUAUGCAGAGAGUUUUACUACGAAAAACAUCAUUGACCGCUGUAAAUCGAUCGGCAACAUCAUUAGUGUGGACAGCCAUCCAAUGGCAUCAAUCCAAGAAGAAUUUGAUGAGGUUCAACGCUUUUUGAAGGAUCAUCGUUUCCAUCUGACAAGUGCAUACAAAAAUGCAGGAUGCCAGAAGACAACUUAUCAAGAUUGGGACUUUGCCAGUGAAACUUUGUUUUCUGUUUACAAAACCGUUCACCAGACUAAAGAAGAUUACUAUUCCUUUGCUUAUGAAUAUGGUGAUUGUGAUCCUGGAUGGGUAACUGCUAAGAGAUCAAAAACAACCAAAUUUUGUCACUAUGUAAGUGAAAUUCAAGUCGGAUUUAACUUUUUUUUUCAGAUAUAUACAGAAAAAGAAGUGACUCACGCAGAGGCAAUAGCUGCAUGUAAAGAUCUGAACUCCGCUUUGACCGGAUUUGAAAGCUUUGAAGAGUUUGAGUAUGUCAAGAAUCAAUUUUCUGACGACAAACCAGGGUGGGGUGACCAUUUCUGGCUGGGUGGCAUAUUGCCAUGUAAGGAAGAUUGUACCGAUCCUUCUUAUAAAGCUAGCUGGGAUGCUGGAGUCUCUAGAAAUACUCAUUUCCUGAACAAUCACGACCACGAUGGCUAUCCCUGGGCAGCAGAUGCUGAUGAUAACACAAUUUCUUUCCGUUCUGAUGUGGCCGCCUUCCACUCUCAAAACCAGCAACUAUUUGCGUUGACCGCAAUAUUUGGUCUCUCAAUCGUCGUUGCUUAUCGUUUGUAUCACGUGAGAAAUCGCAGAAGAAGCAACUGUAAUAACAAGAAAAAGCAACCGAUUCGAAAAUUGAAAAGUGAAGGGUACCUUGAAAAAUGUCUUCCAAAGAAAAUCGCCCCGAAAAAACCAAAGGAUGCGGAUGUAUCCUUGAGACCAACAGGAUCUGAUAUUCUUCAUCCGGCUCCAUUCGAUAAUGUGACAGGAACGAUGACUGUUCCAAGAUCCAAUGAAAAGGCUGAUGAUUCUUCAUCUCCACAUUCAUCGAUUACUUAUCUUCGAGAUCCUUCUGAAGCCAGAAUCUCUCCAAAACCAGCCAAGAACUCUGCGGAAAAGACGACGGAUGUAACAGUGAAGACUGGAUCAAAAGAAGAUGAUAAAAAGCCAAAGGAAUCUUCCUCGAGUUUGGAUAAUCGUGCAACAAACAAAUUGGUGGGAACUCAAACCGAAUCAGAACGCAAAGAGAUCGAACAAAUGCCAUAUUCAUUCGAGAGUUGUGCAACCGCGAAGUUCGAACCAGCACAGCCUCAGAAGGGAUCUGGAGAAAAGAUUGAAGAUUCGCCAAGCUCGAAAACAAAGAUUGAGAAAAAGCCAGAAGAAGAAAAGAAGGAAAACACUGAGGAGAAGAAAAAAAAGAGAGAAACUAUUGAGAAUGGAUCAGCAGAAAGAAGUCUGAGUGAACCGAACACCACUGAUAUCAUCGUUCCAUCUGGCACCGGUGCCAUCAUUGCAUUCGGGAAUCCCGUGACUCCUCUUCCUCCAAUCCCAUGUCCAACUCUGACUUCUCCUCUCGAAACUUCUUCGCCGAAAAUCACCGAGCCAUCUGCCGCUCUGAUCGAAACUGCCGUCGAACGAAACGCCGAAUCGUCGAUUUCUCUGGAUACCGUUCAAUCGAUGUACAAAGUUUGUAGGUGUCGAAAGAAGGAUCGUUGUGGAUUGUUGAUAGAUUCUGAAGCUCCUGUCUACGAUCCGAAUCUUAAAUUAGAUAUUCCAGUGACAAAAGUCAUUCCAGUUAGUUUCCAUAAAUACAAUCCACCGAACCUUAUGGAUCCCCCAACCGAUGGAAGUACUGAAAUCAUCGAACUCCCCGACAGUUACAUUACUGCAAACGAGGAUGAACCUGAUGUAACCAUAACCAUCCUUCCCCAUGUAUUUCGCAGUUUUCAGAACUAUUUGUCUCCAAUGUAUCCGAUGCUUGCCACAAUGAAUGCUGCACACCAACAUGCCUGCCUCAUCAACCAUCUUAUUGAGAACUACGAAUUCUUUGAAUGA
Molecule: messenger RNA, 2994 nt
Organism: Caenorhabditis briggsae
Lineage: Eukaryota; Metazoa; Nematoda; Chromadorea; Rhabditida; Rhabditidae
Exons: 16
Coding region: 1-2994 (997 amino acids)
Source: RefSeq, a predicted model, not a curated record